AUGUACUCUGACGUUGUCGAUGAUCCCAUCCCUGCCGCAGAGGCGCCGCUCAGCGAUGCUAAAGGCAAUCGGAAUAAACGGUGGGAGCCUCAAGAGGGUGCAUCCAUUAUCCUAGAUAAAUUACACGUGUUUGGAGUGACGAAGAUGAACACAUCAGAGAUAGUCAUGUACUUCUCGGACCUUUGCAGUGGUAACGCGUUAACGGAAGGGGAUGUCGAGAUGGAUACGGGCGGUGCUACGGAGAAGGAAGAAAUUGGCGUUGAAUGGUUGGAUGAUCAUUCCUGCAACGUACGAUGUGGUACUGAGGACCGAGCGAAGGCUGCGAUGGAGCAUCCCACGACAACAAAAGUUGGAGAUCCGUGGGUGUUGAGUGAACUGAUCGAGCUGGAAGGAAAGAAGCCAUUCCGGCUCUCUUUCCGAUUGGCAACGGAUAAGGACGUUAAACAGGCCGGUCGAACAUGGCGAGAUUCGCAAUUUUACCGCCAGAAUUUGAGCAAGAAAGGCUACGAUUGCGAUGGUCAUAAGCUAGCGCCACGAGGGAUCGAUUUAAAACCUCGGAAAGGCCGGAGGCGGGGGCGCUCCCGAAGUCGGUCCCCACUGGGAGGCCGGGUGGAGGUAGACGAGGAGGAGCUGGCUCGUCGGGCAAGGCGGAAGGAACGAUUUGGUGUCGUUGAUAGCAGACAUGAAGGAAAAGCCGAAGAAUACGAUGAUGAUGGAACAGGGUCCUCCAGUGAGGAAGACUGGACGAAGAAGGAUGGUAGGACGAUGGGAAUCCUUCGCAACGAUGAUGAAGAUACGCCUCCCGAAGAUCAGUCAGCAAGUCAAUAAACUUUCA
Molecule: messenger RNA, 835 nt
Organism: Perkinsus marinus ATCC 50983
Lineage: Eukaryota; Perkinsozoa; Perkinsida; Perkinsidae
Exons: 7
Coding region: 1-828 (275 amino acids)
Cellular component (GO): nucleus; cytosol
Molecular function (GO): RNA 7-methylguanosine cap binding; mRNA binding
Source: RefSeq, a predicted model, not a curated record